GGAAAAAAGUGAAUCGGCAUUGACUUCGGUUAAAAAACAGUCUAGUGUAGUGUGGACUAGGACAAGUGCUAGCACUGUGGUUACUGGACAGCACUGUUGAAGAACUCAGUGCUGAAAGCCCCAGGACAGGCUAGAAUUUCACCAAGCACAGCAUAGCGAUACCGGUAUAUGCAAGGUGACUCUACUGCACAUUGGACUGCUGUACAUGAUAAUAAGAAUUGUCCAGGCUGUAAGAAGGCUCUGACCCACCAGUUCUUUAGCACCCCACCCUACAGUCGUGUACUAUGGUUGGGUGAAUUCUCGAGUACAGUACUCACAGACUGCAUUCACUACCCUGCCCUCAACACACUGACCUGCAAUGGCAGCAGCGGCGGCGGCGACGGCCGAAAGUGCUGCAGCAACAGCAACGGGAGAAGUUGCGUCGGAUGUAGAGUCAUUCUACAGGUGGAUUGCGAACGUAGUCUCUGGCCGGGAGGUGCCUAUAGUUCUGCUUAAUGACCACCCACAGACACUGCGGCCAUGCCGGAGUUUUAUCAGAGAUGUUGCGCGGACUCUUCUGAUUGUUACGUUCGCUAUGCAAGUCGUCCUGUUUCAAGGCUACUAUCAGUCGGCGGAGGAAAAUGCCGCAAGGCACUGGUCAACACGCCAGUUCUUCUGGGCCUUACCCGAUGCACUCACCUUGAUGGUAUUCCUCAUCAUGCUGCUAGCUCCACGCAUCUACCUUCCUCUCUACUUGGUCUUGUUUGAGUAUAUCUGGCAUUGCGCACCAGUACACCUGUUCACACCGCUGGGGGACAACGGCACACGGCAAUGGUACGGGGCCACCGGCGGUGCUUCGUAUGUACCCCAGUACGCCGGCUGGGUCAUCUACGUACUGGCUUCCCUGGUGCCAAGACUUGGAUGGAUGCUGUUCUUCACUACACCAAACUCGUUCGGCAGCAUCAUACCGGAAGGCUAUCUCGUCUUCACAUUCAUCAUGGACGUGAGCAUGCAUUUGGGCUACCUGUAUGACAUUGGGGAUACGACGCGAGGUGACCCGUUUGAAGUGAUCUAUGUGCUGCUCAAUGCCACCAAGAAGAGUGUUCUUGAGAUCCUGGACCUGGAGGCUAUAAUGAAUUCCAUGGGUUCUCUGCAAGGCACCAUGGGCAACGAGACGUAUUUCCUGUGGAGUUUUCUCGUGAUGGGCGCUGUCACCGUACACUUAGUCCUGACCACGCUGGAAGUCUACUACCGGCGUCGUGGUCUCUGGAAUCUGACAUCACUUCGCACACUGGUCACGUCAACCGAUGCAGAGCAGAAUAGAUAUGGCCGAUGCUCCACUCUUUUUCUCGUUGUCUAUCUGCUGCUGUCGCUGGUUGCCGACAUGGUCAUAUUCAGCGUUCGGCUGCUCAUUGCGUUCGACAUGAAUGGCAUCAUCUCGCCGUUCAUCUACAAGAACCUGUACUACAUAAUCGUCAACCUAUGCUACAUGCACAGUCUGUUUGUACUGCUGGUGCAAGCGGAGGAGCUCAAGGCCGGCUGGAUCGCACCGGCAGCCAGUGUGAGCAGCGUGAGAAGUUUGAGCAGUGCACGCACCACGCCAGAUGCGUUGGACGGCUCAAGCGUUCCAGCGACAGGCCUCUUCCUGGUCGGUGCUUCCGCCGGGACCACGAGGAGAGAGUUCGUCACGUCUUCUGCUACUUCUGCACCUUCUCCAGUGGCUCCUGCUGCACAUCGAGAACGUCUCUUCCGCGAGUUUGAGCUCAAUGAAUAGUGCUGCUGCUUUUUGUCAACAGCAAACACAAUGACAUGGUUCUACAAGUUGAUCUCAUACCCACAUCCAUCAUUGCGGCUAUUAAGUUAGCCCAUUGCGCAAUGAUGUAAUUUGUACCGCGAACACCGCGAACACCCCACACAGCCACCUGGGCGUGGUCGUCCGGGGUGCUGAGCAGUUCAUCCCUGAUCUCAGCGCACUCACAUGCAUUACUCAUUCAAUCCAUAUUUGGCAAUGCGCAAUGAGCUUAUUGCUUUGUAGCCUAGUAGCUCCACUGUGAACAUUGACCACGGACUCAGUGAAGGGAUGCAUGAGCCGCAGUGAAACCAAGCACACUCUAACAAUCACACUGGCAUAACUCCACAACCGUCAAGAUCACGGUCGAAUCAUCACAAGGAACGCCGCAGCGUGUCACGCUACUGCUUCGUUGCAGAAGAGAGUGGAUUUGAAUGCACAGACCGAAUGAACUGAACAUGACCUCAAUAGGCGCCGCCAAGAAACAUUACUUCUUGACAACUGCUUUGCAGCUGCUGGUUGAAGGAGUUGUACCUGACCAGUAGAGUCAACUGCAUGGCCGGCAGCACAGGAUUGUAGUCUGCAGUAGGUAGAUCUAACCCCCGAUCAUAGUCAUUGAUCUCUCGUAUACCGUCAUUCCCAGCUUAUUAAUUUGAGUUACGUCCAUUCCCUACUAUUAUGUUUUCAUUAUUCUAUUGCUUUGGAGAGACUCUCAAGAUGGGUACUAAUAUAGGCAUCCAUUUGCCUCUGAUCUGGAGAAUCCGUAAAUAAACAAUACACGACUAAAGCCGAAUUUUGGGUUGUCUUUUUACCACUUCCUGGUUUCAUGCAAUUGGCUUUGUGAAUAGACGCGUUCUCAAGUAAUAACGCUGCUAUGUUUUUAAAUAGUAUCUACCACACACUGUGUCAUGUUGUAGUGACAGUACUACCCAGAGUGAGAGUGAGAUAUACUCCGGGCUGCAAGAUUAUUACAUUAGUAAUUUAUCACAAUGUAUUACAAAUAAUCAAUCAUGUAGAUCUACUAGUGCUAGCGCUAAAAUCAUGUACAUCAUCAACCUUACUAUAACUACUACAGUA
Messenger RNA from Sycon ciliatum, 2845 nucleotides. RefSeq lists its product as uncharacterized. The transcript has 4 exons. NCBI's taxonomy places the organism in Eukaryota, Metazoa, Porifera, Calcarea, Leucosolenida, Sycettidae. The coding region runs from base 359 to 1753 and encodes 464 amino acids. The record is from RefSeq and is a predicted model, not a curated record.